Dioscorea cayenensis subsp. rotundata (Guinea yam) is the source of this 1581-nucleotide messenger RNA. Its product is annotated as 4-hydroxyphenylpyruvate dioxygenase. NCBI's taxonomy places the organism in Eukaryota, Viridiplantae, Streptophyta, Magnoliopsida, Dioscoreales, Dioscoreaceae. Gene Ontology annotation, biological process: L-tyrosine catabolic process. The record is from RefSeq and is a predicted model, not a curated record. The coding region runs from base 5 to 1333 and encodes 442 amino acids. The transcript has 2 exons. Gene Ontology annotation, molecular function: 4-hydroxyphenylpyruvate dioxygenase activity.
CAGUAUGGGAACCGAACCGGCACCGGUCCACGAUAACAAAUCCUCAUCCUCCGCGGAGGAGUUUAAACUCGUCGGCUUCACUCGCUUCGUCCGCGUCAACCCCCGCUCCGAUCGUUUCCCCGUCAUCGGCUUCCACCACGUCGAGUUCUGGUGCGCCGACGUCGCCAGCGCUGCCGGCCGCUUCUCCUUCUCUCUCGGCGCUCCACUCUCCGCCUUUUCCGGUCUCUCCACCGCCAACCCCUUCCACACCUCCCAUCUCAUCCGCUCCCACGACCUCCGCUUCCUCUUCACCUCCCCUCUCCCAAACCCUAAUCCUAAUCCUAAUCCUCCUCCAAUCCCCUCCUUCAACCGCGACCUCUGCCUCCGCUUCUCCGCCGACCACGGUCUCGCAGUCCGUGCCAUCGCCAUCCGCGUCGCCUCCGCCUCCUCCGCCUUCGACAUCGCCGUCCACCACGGCGCCCGUCCUUCCUUUCCCCCCACCGACCUCGGUCACGGCUUCUCCCUUGCCGAACUCGAGCUCUACGGCGACGUCGUCCUCCGCCUCAUCAGCCACCCCGACGACCACCCCCUCUUCCUCCCUGGCUUCGAAAACGUGGCCACACCCCCAGCAUUCGAUUACGGGAUCCGAAGGCUAGACCAUGCCGUGGGGAACGUCCCGGAGCUGGUCCCCGCCGUGGCCUACGUUGCCGGGUUCACCGGGUUCCACGAGUUCGCUGAGUUCACGGCGGAGGACGUGGGAACGGCGGAGAGCGGGUUGAACUCGAUGGUGCUGGCUGACAACGAAGAGCGAGUGCUGAUCCCGAUGAACGAGCCAGUGAAAGGGACGGUGAGGAGGAGCCAAAUCCAGACCUACUUGGAUUACAAUGGUGGGCCUGGAGUGCAGCAUCUCGCUCUAUCAAGUGAUGACGUGUUGAAGACGCUGCGGGAGAUGCGAGCUCACACGGCCUUCGGUGGCUUCGACUUCAUGCCGCCGCCGCCGCCGACGUAUUACCGGAAUCUUGUGAAGAGAGCGGGGGAUGUGCUGACGGCGGAGCAGAUUAAGGAGUGUGAGGACUUGGGUGUGCUUGUUGACCGUGAUGACCAAGGUGUACUUCUUCAGAUCUUCACCAAACCCGUUGGAGACCGACCAACAAUAUUUCUGGAGAUAAUCCAGAGAAUUGGGUGUAUGACAAAGGAUGCAAAAGGGAAGGAAUACCAGAAAGGUGGGUGUGGUGGGUUUGGUAAAGGGAACUUCUCUGAGCUUUUCAAGUCUAUUGAAGAGUAUGAAAAAUCACUUGAAGCCAAAAUACCAGGGACUGCUGCUGCUGCUGCUGCUGCUGCUGCUGCUUUUUAAUUUAAGCUGUGGGUAUGACAUUUAAUUAUAUUCUCAACUAUAGAAAGAAAUGAGAGAAAAUAGAAGAUGAACCUUAGUUUGAUGGUCUUUGCUGCUGUUGCAUGAAGGGAACAAAAGAAAUAAAAAAAGAAUUUAUUUAUGACUACAACAACAAUGUUCCUGUUGCUUGCCUUUCUUUUAUUUGUGUUGUAAAUGAUAAUUGGAUUCCUACAUGACUUGGAGGUUGAUUUGCAUAUUCAUGUUUCAUC